This is a messenger RNA of Myotis brandtii (Brandt's bat), 3812 nucleotides long. RefSeq names its product autophagy related 14 (gene ATG14). Gene Ontology annotation, cellular component: extrinsic component of phagophore assembly site membrane; autophagosome; phosphatidylinositol 3-kinase complex, class III. The transcript is spliced from 11 exons. Lineage: Eukaryota; Metazoa; Chordata; Mammalia; Chiroptera; Vespertilionidae. Gene Ontology annotation, biological process: autophagosome assembly; cellular response to starvation; mitophagy. The annotation marks the transcript as partial. The record is from RefSeq and is a predicted model, not a curated record.
UUCGUGGAGGGGCUGUACGUGGCGGUGGAGCGGUGCCCGCUGUGCAACACCACCCGCCGGCGGCUGACCUGCGCCAAGUGCGUCCAGAACGGCGACUUCGUCUACUUCGACGGCCGCGACCGUGAGAGGUUUAUAGACAAGAAGGAACGGUUAAGCCAACUUAAGAGCAAACAGGAAGAAUUUCAAAAAGAAGUGUUAAAAGCUAUGGAAGGAAAAUGGAUAACAGAUCAGUUGAGAUGGAAAAUAAUGUCCUGCAAGAUGAGGAUUGAACAGCUGAAACAAACAAUAUGCAAAGGAAAUGAAGAAAUGAAGAAAAAUUCUGAAGGCCUUCUCAAAACCAAGGAAAAGAAUCAGAAGCUUUAUACUCGAGCACAACGGCAUCAAGAGAAAAAGGAGAAGAUUCAGAGGCAUAACCGCAAACUUGGGGACCUAGUAGAAAAAAAGACCAUCGACUUAAAAAGUCAUUAUGAGCGUCUGGCAGAUCUUCGGCGGUCUCAUAUAUUAGAGCUCACCUCUGUCAUCUUCCCAAUUGAGGAAGUGAAGACUGGUGCGAGAGAUCCCGCGGAUGUGUCUUCAGAGAGUGACAGUGCCAUGACCUCCAGCACCGUGAGCAAGCUUGCCGAAGCCCGGAGGACGACUUACCACUCAGGGAGAUGGGUCUGUGACGACCACAAUGGGGACACCAGCAUCAGCAUCACAGGGCCUUGGAUUAGCCUUCCCAACAACGGGGACUACUCUGCCUACUACAAUUGGGUGGAAGAGAAGAAAACCACGCAGGGGCCUGACAUGGAGCAUAACAACCCUGCUUACACCAUCAGCGCUGCGCUGUGCUAUGCGACUCAGCUGGCCAACAUUUUGUCUCAUAUACUCGACAUAAAUCUUCCCAAAAAGCUGUGCAACAGUGAAUUUUGUGGGGAAAAUCUCAGCAGACAGAAAUUUACUCGAGCAGUAAAGAAACUGAAUGCAAAUAUUCUUUACUUGUGCUUUUCUCAGCAUGUAAAUUUAGACCAAUUACAACCACUGCAUACCCUCAGGAAUCUAAUGUACCUGGUCAGCCCGAAUUCUGAACACCUAGGCAGGUCGGGACCCUUUGAAGUGCGCGCAGACCUCGAGGAGUCCAUGGAAUUUGUGGAUCCCGGAGUUGCUGGAGAAUCAGAUGAGAGUGGAGACGAGCACAUAAGUGAUGAGGAAACCGACUUGGGCACAGAUUGGGAGAACUUGCCAAGCCCCCGGUUUUGUGACAUCCCUUCCCAGCCCGUGGAAGUCUCGCAGAGCCAGAGCACCCAGGCCUCCCCGCCCAUCGCCAGCAGCAGUGCGGGCGGGAUGAUCUCCUCCGCUGCAGCCUCGGUGACCUCCUGGUUUAAAGCUUACACUGGACACCGUUAACGAGCAUGGAUCACAAUGUGCCAGAUUUGCAUCAGGAAAGUAAACUAGUAAACUAUGUAUUUAGGCCAGAGGACCCAGACCCGGCCGACAUGUUGGUCCUCGUGAUGCUGAUCACAGGCCAGAGGACCCGGACCCGGCUGACAUGUUGGUCCUCGUGAUGCUGAGACUAUUCCUGUCACUUUAUGUUGUAGAGAUUGAAUCUCAAGGAACUGAUUCUUGAUGAUUAGGACUUGAAAGAUAAAAAACUGUUUAAUAUGAGUUCGUUUUUAUGCGAUCAUUUUUGUACAGAAAACCAGCAGGCAAUUUGAGAUACUCGAUUUCUUUAUAAUUUGGUCACGUUUGGUUUUUAGGUCAAGGAUUUUGGUUUUGUUUGGAAGGGUGGUGUUUAUUUUUGGGGGGGAAGGGGGACGGGGAGUAAUUUAAACAUUAUUUCACUUGUGCUGCUCUGUCGUAGCUCAUCAGACAUUCCUGUUUUUCUUUCUCCCCACACACCAAAGAAACUAAGCUCUUUUCUUUAGGACCCACAUCCAUGAACAGAAGAAAUUCUAGCUGCAAUAAUGUCCUAGAGAUUGUAAACCUAUUUUCUUAUAUUCUGAGUGGAAUUUAGUUCAUUCUUACCUAGAUUAUUGAAUUCCUACCAUCUACACUAUGUGCAGUUUGAAAUGAAACUUAUUUUCUAUGAGUGAAAGAUUAAGUCAUUAAGGUUGUUUGCUAAUGAGGUUACUAGUAAAAGCCACUUUUAAUUAAGUGGCCUUUAGUAGUCUUCUGGUGUCCAAUUUGUUUCUAAGGGAUAUAGUAGGUGGCAGGUUUUUCCAGGGAAAGCUAUCCUGCCUGUUUCCUAGAAGUCUUUGUUGCUCUAAGGACACUACCUUCCUCAGAAAUGCAGAGGAAAUCAUAGCUGGUACUCCUCCUGUCUCCUAGGGGAAGCUCCAGGGAAGGAUGUUUCCUCACCAAGAGACCAUUUUCAGCUCGUUUCUUGUCAUUCUCUAGUGACAAUCUUUUAAGAAAACCAUAGAGAGGCAUUAUGUACAAAUAUGUAAGUAGUUUAUUUUUAAUAACUGCAAAAAAAAAUCCUAUGUAACUACAAAAAGAAAUCCUAUGAAAAAUUCCUAACAGGCAUUAUUACCAUAUCUUGUUAGUGUGAUUAGCAUGAUAGUACCUCAGAUAAAUCACUUGGGGGUUUGCCCUGCCCUAGCUUCUUUUCUCGUUGUAAUUAUUAGAGAUGAUCUUUGCCUCCAACCCGAGGUGCUAUAUAGCUUUUGCUAUUGGUAUAUUUAGUGUUUGGCAGAGUUUGGGGUAGAGUUGCAGAAGGGUUGUUUAUUCCUACCCAGGAGUCCCAAGUUCCCUGAGUAUGAAUUUGCCACUUUAGGAGGAAACAGGCUCUGUUUUAACUGCUCAGCUUUAUGUUGCUGGGCUUGUGUUGUACCAUCCAGGCCUGUAAUUCGUAGAGUUAAGAAACACCAAGUGAACUUAAAAUCCCAUGAGGUAAGACUUACCAGGUACUUCCAACCCUCAAAAAGAAGAGCUUAGUCUCAAGAGUUGAAAGACUGGGAUUUGGGGCUUGAGGGUAGAGCUUGACUUCAGCUGAAAGAUGCACAAUAGUCACGGUUGUUCUCAAAUAAGCCUCUUGGAAACCAUGAAUGUGAGAUGAAGCUUAAGAACAGAAUCCAGAGAUCACAAACUCAUAACUGGAGUAAUUCAACAAACCGUGCAAGGAUAUGGGAGAUGUAGGGAUUGAUAGGGUAUAUUUUGUUGUUGUUAUCAACUAGAGGCACUUUACUUAGGGUUAAAAUGAUCAAACCCUUUAGUGGUUAUGAACACCAACAUACUGGCUUACACUGCUGAGGUAUUUUGGUUUUCAUUAUUUUGCACUGGAUCCACCCUGUAAAUAUUCUUAAGUAUACAUUUCAACCACUGUUUUUUCUAUUCUUUUUGCUGCUCAUUAAAUUCUUUCAUGUAGGUUCCAGAACCAUAUGUAAACAGCUUUUUAAAAAAUUGAAGCUGGUUUUUAUUUUUAAACAAAAAGCCAUAGACCUUGGUCCUUUAUUCCACAUUAAAAUGAUUUGUUGAAACAAAAUAAUACUAAUAAAAAUCCAGAGGCACCAAUAGGCCACUUAAAAUGGUUUGCUAAAGACUUUUUUGUAAUGGAGUCCGACUAAGAAAAGUUUUGCACAUCUGUAAGUUAAGACAAAAAACAUGUCAGCAUUGGGUCUAGCAGACAGGAUACAUUUAAGGAUUCGUGUGUUGGUAAUUUGGAAAAAAGCAUUUGGUGGCAUGCUGUUAAAAGAACUACAGUGUCUGGGAAUCUCUUCCGUGGUGUCAUGUUGCAGGAAUUUCCCAUUGCUCUGCAACUUCCAAACCAGAUUGAGUCAUACAAAUGUUUUCUAAACUUUUAUUGUAUUAUUACAAUAAACCUUUUACCAGUA